Messenger RNA from Dovyalis caffra, 1260 nucleotides. The record is from the annotation of a GenBank genome assembly. NCBI's taxonomy places the organism in Eukaryota, Viridiplantae, Streptophyta, Magnoliopsida, Malpighiales, Salicaceae.
AUGGAACAUCUGCCAGUUGAAGUUAUUGGGAACAUUUUGUCACGGUUAGGAGGUGCUCGGGAUGUGGUGAUAGCUUCUGCAACAUGUCGGAAGUGGCGAGAAGCUUGUCGCAAACACCUUCACACUCUUUCGUUCAAUUCCAAUGAUUGGCAUGUUUAUCAUGAUCUCACGACUAGCCGGCUAGAGAUUCUGAUAACUCAAACAAUAUUUCAAACCACUGGGUUACAAGGCUUGUCGAUUUUGAUGGAUGACGUUGAUGAGUUCUCUGCUUCAACAGUUAUUGCUUGGCUCAUGUUCACCAGGGAAACCUUGCAUCGAUUGAUUUAUAAUGUUCGGACUACUCCGAAUGUUAAUAUUCUUGAGAUUUGUGGCAGGCAGAAGCUGGAAACAUUGGAACUGUCCCAUAACUCUAUAACCGGGGUUGAACCCAAUUUUCAGAGAUUCCCUUGUUUAAAAUCUCUUUCUUUGAGUUAUGUCAGUAUCUCAGCAUUGGAUCUCAAUCUUUUGCUUACUGCUUGCCCAAAGAUUGAAACCUUGGAACUUGUCAAUCCAGAGAUUGCAAUGUCUGAUGCACAGGUGACUGUUGAGCUGAGCAGUCCAACAUUAAAGAGUAUUUAUGUUGAAGCAAUCAGUUUGGACAAGUUUAUCUUGGAAGCAGAUAGCAUUGAAUGCUUGCACUUGAAGGAUUGUGCUCUUGAGCUGUUUGAACUCAUUGGAAAGGGUACUUUGAAGCAUUUCAAAAUUGAUGAUGUAAGUGUUCUUCAUCUUGAUAUUGGUGACACUGUUGAUAAUCUUGAGAUCAUAGAUGUCAGCAACUUCACUAUUAUUUGGCCAAAGUUCUACCAAAUGAUCUUCAAAUCAUCAAAGUUAGUGAAACUUCGUCUUUGGGAUGUGGUCUUUGAUGAUGAGGAUGAGAUUGUGGAUUUAGAAACUAUUGCUCUUUGUUUCCCGCAUCUCAGCCAUCUUGCAUUGAAUUAUGACUUGAGAGAUGGAGUGGUUAACUAUGGUCUGCAAGGGUCUUCCCACUUGGAGAGUGUCAUUCUCUUGGAGCUCGGAUGGACUAUAAUUAAUGAUCUCUUCUCUCAUUGGGUUGAGGGGCUGCUAAAACUUUGUCCAAAUCUCAAGAAGUUAGUAAUUCAUGGUGUUGUUUCGGAGGCCAAAAGCCAUGAAGAAUGCCAAAUGUUGGCCAAUUUUACCUCAUCCAUAGUUCAUCUCAUGAGAAAAUACAUGCAUGUAGAUGUGCAGUUUGAGUACGAAUAG